AUGGGUGAUUGUCUUUUCUCUGUUCUUAUUGAUGAGUGCCGUGAUAUAUCGGUGAAAGAACAAAUGGCCGUGGUAAUCAGGUAUUUGAGCAAACAAGGAGAGACUAUUGAACGCUUUUCAGCUAUUAAGCAUGUUCCAGACACAACAUCUGCUUCUUUAAAGAAGUUGGUAGUUGUUGCUGUUUCGAGAUGCUGCAAGGGUGUUGAGGAUUUUUUUGAAUAUGUGACCAUGAUUGCUAAUCUGAGUACUUCAUCUUGCAAGAUGAAGGAUAAAUUGCUUGACAAGCAAAAAGAGGUUCUUUUGGAUAAGAUUAAGGGUGUCAUAGAGGUUUUGGGCAUUGUUGAGGAUGAUGUGCGUGUUCCAUGUAGGGCAAGAGGUUUGGUUCAUCAAAUGGAGACAUUUAGCUUUGUGUUCAUCUUGAAGAUGAUGCUAAAAAUCCUUCGCAUGACAAAUGAUUUGUCUCUUCUAUUGCAAAAGAAGGAUCAAAAUGUUGUUCAUGCAAUGUCAUUGGUUAUGGAUGUGAGAACACGUUUGAUCAACUGGAGAAAUGAUGGUUGGGAGCCACUCUUGGAAGAUGUCAAAGCCCUUUGCACCAAAAAUGACAUUCCAAUACCAAAUAUGGAUGACAUCUUUACAAAGUGGGGAAAAUCAAGAAAAGGUGGACGAAACAAUGUCACGGCUGAUCAUUUUUUCCGCGUGGACACCUUCUAUGCUGCCAUAGACUCCAUCACCACAGAGUUUGAUCAUCGUUUUAAUGAGGUAUCUUCAGAGCUGCUCCAGGACUUCUCUUGUCUUGACCCAAGACACUCCUUUUCUAGGUUCAAUGUGAAUAAGCUUGCUAGACUCACAGAGAUUUAUCAUGAGGAUUUCUCAGAUUAUGAACGUGAACAUAUAGUUGAUAACCUAGAGCUAUUUAUUAUCCAUAUGAGAAGAAUUGAAGACUUUAGAGCUUGUCAUGAUAUUGCAAGUCUAGCUAAAAAGAUGGUUGAACUUGAAAGGCAUGUCAUGUUUCCUGCUGUUUAUCGCCUCAUUGAGUUGGCAUUGCUACUACCGGUAGCGACGGCAACAGUUGAAAGAGCCUUCUCAUCAAUGAAAAUCAUCAAGACUGAGUUGCGCAGCAAGAUGGCUGAUGGUUGGCUUAAUGACUUGAUGGUGUGUUACAUUGAGCGAGAGAUCUUCAAAAGUAUUGAUCUCGGUAAAAUUAAGGAAGAUUUUUAG
Messenger RNA from Aegilops tauschii subsp. strangulata, 1218 nucleotides. RefSeq lists its product as uncharacterized. Gene Ontology annotation, molecular function: protein dimerization activity. NCBI's taxonomy places the organism in Eukaryota, Viridiplantae, Streptophyta, Magnoliopsida, Poales, Poaceae. The record is from RefSeq and is a predicted model, not a curated record.